AUGAACCCUCGAAAAGAAAGCGACAGGGUCGGAAGUGCAGUCAUUAAAAUGAGUUUACACGUAGUGUUAUUGUUAUAUUCGCAAUUAGCAUUGAUGUACGCAGCACCGUUCCAGUCUCAUCAACCUCUGCAGUUGGAGUCAUCACAGAUCUCAUUGCAGCAACAGUUAUUAGCUUUACAGCAGUUACAGGCGUUAAGACAGUUGAAUUUAGUAAAUUCGCCAAUGUUGCCAUACUCCGCACCUCCAAUGAUUUUAAUAUUACCAAGCGCACUGCCAAAUACUAUGAUAGACACGAAUAACUAUUUUAAACUUUCUCAUACAGACAAAUUAGGAAAUAAGAACCAAUUAAAGAAUCCCAACAACGAGGAACUCGAUGAAGAACUAGACUCUAUUAUUGUAAACGCAGAAACAGAUGUCGAUCGCAACGCUGCAGUUGAACAAUCACAAAAAGCGAUAUUACUUCUACCAAAUAGAGGAAGAAUUUCUAUAGGAGGUAUUAUUUCCACAAUACCUUUUCUACCUAUAGAAAUUAACGUUCCCGAUACAGCUAUGUGGAUAUAUAACUGGAUUUCAAGUAUCAUAGCAGGUAUUGGACAAAGAUGGCCUUUGAAGCCUAGACCUGGUGAAACUCCACAGGAUGCAAAUUUAAGAGUACUGCUGAAAGAGUUACAAACUAAGAAGCAAUAUCAGGCACCUCCAUUUAUAAUUAUGCCUGUGGAAAUGCCUAUAAUUCCAGGACAGUUGUGA
This is a messenger RNA of Achroia grisella, 747 nucleotides long. RefSeq lists its product as uncharacterized. The coding region runs from base 1 to 747 and encodes 248 amino acids. The transcript is spliced from 3 exons. The record is from RefSeq and is a predicted model, not a curated record. Lineage: Eukaryota; Metazoa; Arthropoda; Insecta; Lepidoptera; Pyralidae.